AUGGUAGGCUUCCGAGAGCCUACCCGCACAUGGGCUGGUAAUCAAACAUCCCUCCACCUCCCCAUUAACAAAUGGGAGUCAGAGGUCUCAGCAUCUCUUGGGAGGAGGAGGCAGCGGGCAGGGCUGGACCUGAGUCCCCUCCACUUUGCUGUGUCCUCUCCUCCUGGCCGGCAGCGGUGGCAGUGUGCUCCACAGGUGGGAGAGGCAGUGGGCAGGGCUGGACUGGAGUCCCCUUUACUUGGCUGGGACCUCACCUUGCAGCUGGCAGCGGUGGUAAUUUGCUCCCUGGGCAGGAGAGGCAGCAGUUUCUUUUUCUUUUUUUUUUUUUGUCUUUUUCUUUUUUAUUGGUACCAGGGAUCGAAUUCACGACUGCCUGCUUGCAAGGCAGGCGUUUAUGCCACUGAGCUAAGUCCCCAUCCCCUUAUCUUCACUUUCAUUGAGGCAGUUUUUACAGCUUUCAAUGGAGUUUUUUAUUUUCUGUAUAUCUCUGUUGUGGAGUUCACAAUAGGAAAUUUAGGAAAUGUAUUUAUAAUCCUGGUGAACUGCAUGGACCUGAUCAACAGAAGAAAGAUCUCUUUAGCUGAUCAGCUGCUCACUGCUUUGGCAAUCUCCAGGAUUGUUCUGCUCUGGAUAUUAUUCACAAGUUGGUGGUUGCACUUGUUUUCCCCAGGUUUCUACAUGAAUUUUGUCCGUUUAAGACUAUCUUAUGCUAUUUGGUCUAUGACUUUUCAUUUUAAUGCCUGGCUUGCCACAUGCCUCAGCAUCUUUUAUUGUCUCAAGAUAGCAAAUUUUUCCAACUCUAUGUUUCUUUAUUUUAAGUGGAGAGUUAAAAAGGUGGUUUUAGUGACACUUCUGGUGUCUCUAGUUCUCUUAUUUUUACACCUGUUGCAGUUAAAUGCACAUCUAACUGUCUUGAUUGAUAAGCAUAUAAGAAGCAUGUCUUACAACUCCAGUUUACAGGACUUUCCUGAGUUUUCAAAACUUCGCUUAUUCAGCAGCACUAUGUUCACAUUCAUAGCCUUUGCUCUGUCCAUGACCACAUUCUUCCUGCUCAUCUUCUCCCUGUGGAAACAUCUGAAUAGGAUGCAGUGCUAUGUCAGAGGGUCCAGAGAUGCAAGCACCACAGCGCACAUAAAGGCCUUGCAAGCUGCGGUUGCCUUUCUCCUCCUGUACACAAUUUUCUUUCUGUCUCUUUUGAUACAAUUUUGGAGACCUAAGUUUCUUCCUUUACUCUUUUAUCACACUGUUGAAAUUGCUUUUCCUUCCAUCCACUCCUUUGUCCUGAUUCUGGGAAACAGUAAGCUAAAACAGACCGCUUUUCUAUUGUUGAAAAGUCUGAAGUGUCGAUCCAAAGACGCGGAAUCUUUGGGUUCAUAG
This is a messenger RNA of Cavia porcellus (domestic guinea pig), 1377 nucleotides long. RefSeq names its product taste receptor type 2 member 125-like. NCBI's taxonomy places the organism in Eukaryota, Metazoa, Chordata, Mammalia, Rodentia, Caviidae. Bases 1 to 1377 code for a protein of 458 amino acids. Gene Ontology annotation, biological process: sensory perception of taste; G protein-coupled receptor signaling pathway; detection of chemical stimulus involved in sensory perception of bitter taste. Gene Ontology annotation, cellular component: membrane. The record is from RefSeq and is a predicted model, not a curated record. Gene Ontology annotation, molecular function: G protein-coupled receptor activity; bitter taste receptor activity. The transcript is spliced from 4 exons.